Molecule: messenger RNA, 1804 nt
Organism: Plodia interpunctella (Indianmeal moth)
Lineage: Eukaryota; Metazoa; Arthropoda; Insecta; Lepidoptera; Pyralidae
Product: probable pseudouridine-5'-phosphatase
Exons: 7
Coding region: 189-1028 (279 amino acids)
Molecular function (GO): phosphatase activity
Source: RefSeq, a predicted model, not a curated record
GAUUUUUGACGCAGUCAAAGUCAAGUGCUGAGAUUUAGUUUUGGUGUCUUUGGAAGAAAUUGUUUGAAAUGAAACGUACUUAAACACUAUCAAGAAACUUUAAAAAAUGGUGUUUUAUAAUUAAUUUACACAAAACCACGAAGACGGUCUCAUAAAGUCAAAAUGCUCCCGAAUAAGGCAAAAUUUCGAUGUUGUUAUGCAUCACACAAAGAAGAUUCUACUCACCAACAACGUAUAAGAAAGUAACGCAUUGUCUUUUUGAUAUGGACGGCACAGUACUAGAUUCAGAAUACCUGUACCAUAAGAUCAUAGCGGAUAUUUGUGAACAAAACGGAGCGACCUACACCAAGGACAUGAAAGUCAGGCUGUAUGGCGUGACAGAGCGUCAGAUCUGCGAGGCGCUGGUGAAGGAGCUGAAGCUGAAGAUCUCGGUGGACGAGUGCGAGCGCCAGCUCAAGGAGAAGUCGGAGCGCAUGAUGCCCAGCGCGCCCAUCAUGAAAGGAGCGGAGCGGCUGCUGACGCACUUCUUCGACCACAAGGUGCCGAUGGCGCUGGCCACCAACUCCACGGAGCAGGCAGUGCGCCUGCAGGCCGUCGCGCGCCCCAAGCUCUUCGCCAUGUUCCACCACAAGGUGAGCGUGUGCGACCCCGAGGUGAAGGUCGGCAAGCCGGACCCCACCAUAUACCUGGUGGCCGCGUCGCGCUUCCCCGACAAGCCCAAGCCGGAAAAGUGCCUGGUGUUCGAAGACACAGCGGUGGGCGUGCGCGCCGCAGUCGACGCCGGGAUGCAGGUGGUGAUGACGCCGGACCCGCGGCUGGAGCGCGAACAGACGCGGCACGCGACGCUGGUGAUCCGUUCGCUGCUGGAGUUCCGGCCCGAGCUGUUCGGGCUCGCGCCCUUCGACGACCGGCCCGAGGAGCCCAAGCGCCGCAUCCAGCUGGAGGACGACCCGGACAAGAAGGAGACUGAGAAGGAGAUGAUCAUACUCAACAGCGCUCGGACGCCGCCUAAAAAAGAGUCCAACUAAUGGAAAGGCAAGAAAUUUGUUAAUUGCAACAUUGCUUUAAAGAUUGUUACAGGCGUCUAGUCAAGGGGCAUCAAUGAAGCUGUAGGUUAUACUGGAGCCACCACUGGAAUGAACUUGUUGCUUUUCAAGGCGCAAGAAAGAGAUAGCAAUAUUAUUUACUUAGCAAUGACGGGUCCUGUAAUAUCUAGAUUCAUUAUCAAAAUGUUGACAUUUGUAUAUCCUGCGCUCAAGCAUAAAACAGUCAAAAUUUUUUUUGAAAACUAACCUUUCAUAACACCAGCGCCCCUGAUGGCGAAUUCGGUUGCGUGAGCUCAAAUUUGUAAUCUUUAGCUACAUCAGAGAAACAAAAAUAGUAAGAGAUUCACUUUUAAACUGAAUACGUUUUGAUCUCUUUCUGUUACAGCCACAUAUUGAGUGUUUUUAAUAUAAAUUUGAACCUUUACUUUUGAAUGGAUGUUCAAAUAAAAGUUUGUUUAUUUUUCUAUGUUAUUUAUUUCCGAACACCUUUUACAAAAACAUGUAAGAAUAUACAUUAUUUACAUCAAAUUUACAACUUAGCAACCCACAGUUAAUACUAUACAAGGAUCGUAUUUGAUAUCACAAAUAGAAAAACAUCAAAACACAACAAUAAAACUAAAUGCCUAUUACUUCCUCUGUAUAUAUCCUUCGGAGAACAUUUUCUGCACGUUUUGUAAAUAAAUCAUAUAUUUAAAGUUAUAAUUGAAACGAAACUGAAUUCAGCACGCGUUAUAUAUAUUUUUAUAAAAAAACACAAC